Messenger RNA from Myripristis murdjan (pinecone soldierfish), 739 nucleotides. RefSeq names its product purpurin-like. Lineage: Eukaryota; Metazoa; Chordata; Actinopteri; Holocentriformes; Holocentridae. The transcript has 5 exons. The record is from RefSeq and is a predicted model, not a curated record. Bases 58 to 726 code for a protein of 222 amino acids. Gene Ontology annotation, molecular function: retinoid binding; retinol transmembrane transporter activity.
AAUGAAAAUCAGCCAUAAUCUUGUCUGUGGAGUGUGUAUAUAAAGGCUUCUGCGGACAUGAGACCCAACCUGGUGGAUAACCUCAUACGAGAAAUUCAUCACUGUUGCUACUUUGACUCAAAACACACAUACAGAAUGGGAUUCUCUAAGGUGGCCCUGCUGGUGGUCCUUCUGUCCUGCGUAGAGCGCUGUCUGUCUGCCUCCUGUGUCGUUGACAGCUUCACUGUCAAGCAGGACUUCGACCCCAAGAGGUAUGCAGGAAAGUGGUAUGCCCUGCAGAAGAAGGACCCAGAGGGCCUGUUCCUGCAGGACAACAUCUCAGCUGAGUACACCAUUGAUGAUGAUGGCACCAUGACCGCCUCCUCCAAAGGACGUGUCACUCUGUUUGGCUUCUGGGUUGUGUGUGCUGACAUGGCCGCCCAGUACUCCGUUCCUGACCCCACAACCCCUGGCAAGAUGUUCAUGAACUACCAGGGACUGGCCAGCUACCUGUCCAGUGGAGGCGACAACUACUGGGUGAUCGACACCGACUACGACAACUACGCCAUCACCUAUGCCUGCCGCACCCUGCGGGACGAUGGGAGCUGCGAGGACGGCUACGCCCUCGUCUUCUCCAGGAACCCCCGCGGCCUGCCCCCCGCCAUCCAGCGUGCCGUCCGCCAGAAGCAGGAGGAGAUCUGCAUGGCUGGACAGUUCCAACCUGUCUUGCAGUCUGGAGCCUGCUAGACACACACACACA